Molecule: messenger RNA, 2574 nt
Organism: Sarcophilus harrisii (Tasmanian devil)
Lineage: Eukaryota; Metazoa; Chordata; Mammalia; Dasyuromorphia; Dasyuridae
Product: vomeronasal type-2 receptor 26-like
Exons: 6
Coding region: 1-2574 (857 amino acids)
Biological process (GO): G protein-coupled receptor signaling pathway
Cellular component (GO): membrane
Molecular function (GO): G protein-coupled receptor activity
Source: RefSeq, a predicted model, not a curated record
AUGUUCUCCCUGCUUUUCUUCUUCCUGCUUUUGCAGCUGCUAUUCUCUGUGGGCAGGGAGCAAGGGACUCCAUGCUGCCUAAAAAGGACUUUCAGCCCAACAUAUUACAGAGAUGGAGAUCUUGUUGUUGGAGGAUUUUUUCCUUUAUUUAUUCAUAAAGUAAGCACAUUUAAAUAUUGGAAAAUGUUUUGGUUUCACCCUCAAAACAAUAUCAAAGACUCUCAAUGGCUGCCCAAAAACUAUUAUCAGGUUCUAGCCUUCAUGUUUGCUGUAAAAGAGAUCAAUAGGAACCCUAGUCUAUUACCCAACAUUACUCUGGGAUUCCACAUCUACAAUGCCUAUCACAGUGAUGAGAGGACCUUGGAGAGUUCCCUCAUGUGGCUGUCAGGCCAGGGACAGACCAUUCCAAAUUAUAGCUGUGAGAAGGGGAAGUCGGUGGUGGUCAUUGGAGGAGCCACUUCUCAUUUAACUAUCUCCAUGGGAAGCCUACUGGAGCUCUAUAAGUUCCCACAGAUCAGCUAUGGUCUCUUUGAUCCACUCCUAAGUGACCCACUUCAGUUUCCUUCUGUUUAUCAGAUGGCCCUGACAGACACCUCUCUUGUACAUGGCAUGGUCCGAUUAAUGCUGCAUUUCAAAUGGACCUGGGUGGGUCUUGUUGCCUCAGAUGAUUCAAGAGGUGAGAAAUUCCUCAGGAACCUUCAAGAAGAAAUGGCCAGAAAUGAUGUCUGUGUGGCCUUUAUAGAAAAGAUCAUCACUGGUCAGUCAUUAAAUAUUGGCUUAUAUCAAAGUUUUGUCAGCAGAAUAUUAUAUUCUACUGCCAAAGUGAUUGUUAUUUCUGGAGAUACAAAUUCACUUCUGAGUCUGAUGUUUACGCCAGAUCCUUAUAUCUUUGUAAGAAGAGUGUGGAUCACUACCAGUCACUGGGAUAUUGACAAAAAACCCGGUUAUAUCUAUUUUGAUAAUUUCCAUGGGGCUCUGAUAUUUUCAGACCAGACAAGUAAGAUUCCUGGAUUCAAACAUUUUUUGAAAACCAUUCAUCCUGCCAAAUACCCAGAGGAUCUCUUCCUUAAAAACUUCUGGAACUCGGCUUUUGGGUGUACAUAUAAACAUGGAGAGGCAGAUGAAGGGGUCUGUUCACCAAAUGCUUCUUUAGACACUCUACGUUUGAGCUAUUUAGACAUCACAAUGUCUGAUCAAAGUUAUACUGUCUACAAAGCUGUGUAUGCUGUGGCCUGGGCCCUUCAUGAAAUGUUCUUUGUGAAAUCAGAAAUGGAAUCCAAUAUAGAUGGAGAUAAAAGAGUUUUUCACCCCUGGAAGCUCCAUCCCUUUCUGAAGAACCUUCAGUUUAAUGAUAGUGCUGGGAAUCUGGUGGUCUUGGAUAAGAAGAGGAACUCUGUGGCAAACUAUGAUAUUCUCAACUAUGUGAUCUUUGGUAAUGAUACCGAAGUCCUGGUGAAAGUGGGAGAGUUUAUACCUCAGGCUCCACUUGGCCAAGAUUUCAUCAUUCAAGAGAAGGCAGUAGUGUGGUCCACAGAGCAGAGAAAGCCUCCUCAGUCCAGAUGCAGCAUAAUCUGUGGUCCUGGAUUACAAAUGAAAGCCCAGGAGGGAAAGCCUAGAUGCUGUUUUGAUUGUACCCCUUGCCCAGAGGGGCACAUUUCCAACCAGACAGAUGCAGAUCGAUGUGUAAAAUGCCCUGAAGAUCAACAUCCCAAUCAGGAGAGGAAUCAGUGCCUCUCCAAAGUGGUGACCUUCCUGGCCUAUGAAGAGCCCUUGGGGAUGGCUUUGGCUUCUGUAGCUGCUGGCUUGUCUCUCCUCACAGCUCUGGUUCUCUGGGUCUUUGUGAGACACAAAAACACCCCCAUAGUCAGAGCCAAUAACCGGGAUCUCAGCUACAUCCUCCUCAUCUCCCUUAUUCUCUGCUUCCUCUGCUCUCUGCUCUUCAUUGGCCGCCCAACUGCAGCCCAUUGCCUUCUCCGACAAACAACCUUUGGAGUCAUGUUCACAGUGGCCGUCUCCUCGGUUUUGGCCAAAACGAUCAUUGUGGUUCUAGCCUUCAGAGCCACCAGACCAGGCAGCAGGGGCAGAAAAUGGAUGGGAAGCAGAGCCCCCAUUUCUGUUAUUCUCUUUUGCACUUUGAUACAAGGUAUGCUCUGUGGAGUCUGGCUGCUGCUUUCUCCCCCUUUCCUAGAAGCAGAUACACACUCUGACCAUGAGCACAUCAUCCUGGGAUGCAAUGAGGGCUCUCUCAUUGCCUUCUAUUUUGUCCUGGGCUACAUAGGAGUCUUGGCCCUGGCAAGCUUCGCCAUGGCCUUUUUUGUCAGAAAUCUCCCUGACACGUUCAACGAAGCCAAGUUCAUCACCUUCAGCAUGCUGGUGUUCUGCAGUGUCUGGGUCUCCUUCCUCCCCACGUACCAGAGCACCAAGGGGAAGAUGAUGGCAGCCAUGGAGAUCUUCUCCAUCUUAAGUUCCAGUACUGGAUUACUAGGCUGCAUCUUCAUCCCCAAAUGCUAUGUGAUCCUUCUGCAGCCCCACAAGAACACCAAGAAAACUUUAAAGAAUAACUUCAGUUCCUAA